GUGUCCAGAGGAGGCUCUUCUUAAGACUCUACAGAUGGACUCGAGCAGCCUUUGCCAGGGUGACAUUGCUGAGCCUUUGACCCUCAGUCUGAAUGAAGCACAGUUGGAUAUACUGGGGCGGCGGGUCAGGAAGGAGUCCUGGUCAGUUUUGGACAAGUUGAGGUCAGAGCGAUGGUGUUCUGGUCCCCGGCUGAAGAGCUGCUUCUUCUCCUGUGUUCCUGUGUUGUCGUGGCUGCCUCGUUACUCCCUCAGACAGAAUGCCAUCGGAGACCUCGUCUCAGGCAUCAGUGUGGGCAUCAUGCACCUGCCCCAGGGGUUGGCCAAUGCCAUGCUGGCCGCUGUGCCCCCGGUGUUUGGCCUCUACUCCUCUUUCUACCCCAUCCUCCUCUACUUCAUCUUCGGGACAUCCAAACACAUCUCAGUGGGUACAUUUUCCAUUCUUGCCAUCAUGAUUGGGACAGUGCUGGGUGAUCUGAAGUUGCUAGGCAACAGGGGGGAUGCAAGUGAGAGUGACGCUGACAUGGCCAGAGUGAGUGCGGCAGCUCAGCUCACCAUCAUGUGUGGACUCAUACAGAUGGUGCUGAGUGUGCUGCACUGUGGGGGUGUGUGUCGCUGGCUCUCCCGGCCAUUAGUUGGGGGAUACACCACUGCAGCGGCCAUCCACGUCACCAUCCACCAGCUACCUCUGCUGGCAGGCAUCGCCAUAGACCGGCAUGCAGGGGUCUGCGCAGUGUUCUGGAUGUUGGGAGAUGUUUUGUCUGGAUUGGACAACGCGUCGCCUGGGGCGUUAAUUGUCUCUGCUGUUUCCAUGGUAACUCUGGUCGGGGGAAAGGUGCUCAACAGCUACUUCAAAAAACACCUACCCAUGCCUAUUCCAUGGGAACUAGUACUGGUCAUUUUGGCCACCAUCUUGUCUUGGCAGCUGGAUCUCUUGGGAAAUUACAGAGUUCAGGUGGUGGGGACAGUACCCACAGGUCUGUCCGCUCCCUCUCUUCCACCUCUGUCCCUCUCUCAGGACCUGCUGCUGCCAGCAUUCGCUCUGGCUGUGGUUGGCUUCGGUUUCACUGCCUCCCUGGGAACCAUGUUUGCCCUGAAGCAUGGCUACACCAUCGACAGCAACCAGGAGCUGUUGGCGAUGGGUCUGUGCAACUCUAUAGGAGGGGUGUUCCAGUGCUUUGCAGUCAGCACGUCUAUGUCCCGCAGUAUGGUGCAGGAGAGCACUGGUGGAAAGACUCAGGUGUCUGCCCUGGUGUCUGCCCUGUUGAUGCUGGUCAUCCUGCUGAAGGUGGGGGCCCUGUUUGAACAGCUGCCAAAGGCUGUCCUGGCUGUUAUCAUUCUGGUGAAUCUGCAGGGGAUUUUUGUUCAGGUCAAGGAUGUGCCGGCGCUGUGGGCCACAGACCGUGUAGACCUGUGUGUAUGGGUAGUGACAGCUCUGUGUGCCCUGGUCUUUAAUCUGGAUUUGGGGCUGGGUGCAGCGAUGGCCUUCAGUGUGUUGACGGUGGUGUUCCGGACACAGCGCUCCCAAUCCGCUGCUCUUGGGGUCAUUCCAGGGACAGAUUGUUAUAGAGACCUCAAGCUGUUCUCAGAGGCCAGACAGAUCCCUGGGGUGACCAUAUUCUCCUUUUGUAACCCUAUCUACUAUGCCAACAGUGAUCCUUACUUCAACUCAUUAGAAGAGGUUAUCCAAAGAGGCCUAGAAGAGAAUGCCUGCCCCAGUGAGGCUCCUCCAGGCCAGCAGACAGAGGUGCGGCAGCACUGUGUGAUCCUGGAGCUCAGUGGGGUCAGCUUCAUGGACUCUGUGGCAAUGAACAAGCUGAGAACAAUGGUGAAGGAGUGUGGAAACCAGGGGAUCUGGGUAUUACUUGCUGCCUGUCCAGAUGGACUCCUCACUCAGCUCCAGACUCAGGGUUUGGUGCCUGUGUGUGUUUCCUGUUCCUCUCUCUUUCCUUCUGUUCACCAUGCAGUACAACACUGCCACCAUACACUGCUAUCUGUGAGUCCUUCACACAACACUGCCACCAUACACUGCUACCUGACGCCACGGUCAGCGAGGUCUGAUGCUGACCCUGUCUCUCAUUGCUCAUGUCCAUCAGAAGCUAAUGCUCAGGAGAGCUAUGACACACACCUGGCACUUGGCUGUCCACCUUAACAUUCAGACCUCAAAUCUGAAACCACAAACAGGUUUCGGUAUUUGCAGUGAGAACAGGGGGUGGGACCAAUUAGCUCAUUUAUGGUUAUGGUUAUGGUUAUUGUAUUUAUUGACAGUGCAAUGGGUAGUUAAUAAAUAGUCACACUUUUCAGAGGAACAUGACAGAGGUUGGCGUUACAGGACAGCUGGUCGUUUAUGUUUUCUGAAGAAUAUCUAUGGAAAUAUUGGUGCGGCUUUGAAGGAAUGCAUGUACAGGUACCUCCUCACCUGUGCACAGGCCCAGCCAUGUUUACCCAUAUGUCUGUGCACAUGGAGUUCAAAUAGCACAAUAACUUUGCCUAGUUAUUAGCUGAAGCUCACGUGGGAUGCACAUUGCCUGCCACGUUGUGUGUCAUGGAUUUAGGCCCUCAGUGUUCAGACGCAUCAAGAGACUGUGGAUCAGUCUGUCAGUCUGUCAGUCUGUGCCUCUGACGCCAUGUCUGUCUUUCUGUCUCUGGGCCUGUCUCAGAAGCCAUCUGGAUAGGCUUUUGUUUUAUCCCACCCUGAUGUGACUCAAUAGACAACAGGGUGUGUAUGUUUGAAGUGUGUGUGUGUGUGUAUGUGUGUAUGUGUGUGUGUGUGUGUUGCUUUAGAUCUGAGUCAGAACUUUUGUGAUGUCAUCGUGGGAGUACAAUUUUUCUAUAAUAUUGUCAUUGCGUCAUUGUUUCUGUAGUCACUAGACAUAUUAAGCAUUUAUUUUCUAAUUAAAAGUUUUGUGUGCGUGCGUGCGUGCGUGUUUGAGAGAGAGAGUGUGUGUUUGAGUGUGAGUACCGGUAUGCAUAUGUGUGUGUCUACAUAGAUAAUUUAUAAGUUCUCUGUGAGUUUCCUACCCCUUUCGGUAACACUUUACUUGACGGGUGAGUUCAUUACACAUUCAUAGCAGCUGUCAUAAACUGCACAUAAAGCA
Alosa sapidissima (American shad) is the source of this 3095-nucleotide messenger RNA. RefSeq names its product solute carrier family 26 member 6 (gene slc26a6.1). The record is from RefSeq and is a predicted model, not a curated record. The transcript has 19 exons. Gene Ontology annotation, cellular component: membrane. Gene Ontology annotation, biological process: transmembrane transport. Bases 35 to 2149 code for a protein of 704 amino acids. Lineage: Eukaryota; Metazoa; Chordata; Actinopteri; Clupeiformes; Clupeidae. Gene Ontology annotation, molecular function: chloride transmembrane transporter activity; oxalate transmembrane transporter activity; bicarbonate transmembrane transporter activity.